This is a messenger RNA of Cyclocybe aegerita, 2127 nucleotides long. NCBI's taxonomy places the organism in Eukaryota, Fungi, Basidiomycota, Agaricomycetes, Agaricales, Hemipholiotaceae. The record is from the annotation of a GenBank genome assembly.
AUGUAUUCCUUCUCCAUAGCCCGAUUUGCUCCCUCAAAGAGCGCCGCACUUCUCGUCAUCCUUUCCAACUCCCCAGUCUCUGUCUCUGCCUCCACAUCACCCCGACCAACUGUCAAUGCAACAAGCGAUCCCCCGAGACCCCGUCAAUCCCAACCGACCAACCCCCCAUCUUCAGCCGCCCAAACCCCGAAGGACUCCGUACAGCGCGAUGGCAGCAAGUAUAAAUUUGCAGUUGGUCUAAUUGAUCAAGCUGUAAAGACCCUGUCUGACCUAUGGCGCCCACAUGACAUCCCUCGCGUUUUCCUCGCCCCCCAGAAGGGCGCAGCUAUCCCAACCUCCCAUUCGACAUCUAUUUCCAGCAAUGUACAGCAACAACCCCUCGCUAAAUCGACGCACCCAUCGUCACCCGAUUCCCCAUCAACACAGCCAGCACCGCCACCAGCACCCACACCCGUCCCGUCCCAACGUCCACCGCAAGUUCUCGUCGCAUCCGACUCCGAGUCCGAUCUUCUGCCCCUCAGGUCUUUCGUGCACGAGGUGCUGAAGCGAUCGCGCACGUCAGGCAGCGUGUUGCAGACCGCUCUCUGCUAUCUUGAGGCUAUACGCCCCAAGAUAGCAGAGAUUCUCCGCGAUGAGAAACAGGGAAUCAGGAAUUUGUUCCAACCGGAAACCAGGAUCCUCCCGGCAACCGAGGCAGAACUGGCUCGUGAGGCUGAGUUCGCUUCUCUCGAAGAGGCCUCUGGUGCCGUCGUGUGCUCCGACGAAUGCAUGAAGACCGUCCGAGUUAUGGAUCAAGACCAAGAUGAGCAAGAUGCUACGCUCGAUGUGGAUAUUCAAUCCACAUCCUCAAGUCUUAUCGUGGAGCCUUCCAUCGCCGAGGGUCCAUCAUCAACGCUUCCCUCCCCGCUGUUGUGCCCCCGCCGGGCUUUUCUAGCUUCACUUAUCCUUGCUUCCAAGUUUUCUCAAGAUAAAUGCUAUUCAAACCGUGCGUGGGCGAAGUUAUCCGGCUUGCCCCCUCGUGAGAUUGGCCGAUGCGAACGUGCCCUUGGACAGGCCCUGGAUUGGCGCCUGUGGGUGGGCAAGGUCGCGUCGGCUUCCGUCACUCCCACCUCGACACCCCCCAUUCGCACGGUUAUCCGAACGCAGAGUGAGAGCUCACUCUCGAUUGGAUCGCCGUUGGCGAGCCGGACUCCGUUCCUGGUACCGCAAGAGCCUAUCGCCCCAGCGCCAGUGGCGCAGCAGCAGCAAGACCCCUUAUCCGCCCCAACGUCAGUUCCGGUACCAGUCCCAACGCCGCUAGGCGGCGCCAGCAACAAGAGGCUUCGGAAGAGCACGACGCUCCCCGCGGACGCCUUCGCUUUUGCUGCAUCUUGUCAGGCUCCGACGAGUUCGGCUGUGGCUCCAGCACUCGACAGCGGCGUCUACUGUGAUGCCAGCACCUCUGCUACAAGCCUCUCUGCGUAUCAGAUCGGGUCUAAUGAUAUGGAUAUCGUCGACGAUGUUGACGUCUUUGACGCCCGCAAGCAAGAUCUCCAGGCAAGUCCCUUCUUUAGGUUUCCUCCGUUUUGCACAACCAGGCAGAUUCUGACUGCCCUUCUGCUGCCCCGUCCGAAGACCAGCACACCUAGCCCGGACACCCCAUUGCUCACAUAUUCACCCUCGUCCACCGACUCUGCGGGCGAUCGUACAGUCCAGAUGACCUCGUUCGAGGACGGCACCUUCCCCGCAUGCCCAUCAUCGCAAUCAUGGCUCGAUGUCACCCUCGCCGCCUCCGCCACCUCUUCAUCCUGCUCAUCGUCGACAUUGGCACCCGAACAGCAUUACGGACUCCUCGGAGCUCCAAGUGUUCGAACAGCGUCGCCUACACCAAUGACGACACCGCUGCCCUUCGUCGUCGCCCACCGGAACCACAAGGCCAAGCAGAAGGCGUACCUUUCUCGCGCUGCGAGUGGGGUCGCCUUCGAUCUGGCCAUGGCGGCUCGGAGGGCAGCAGAAGGCGUGGGCGACCCGAUGAUCACUGUUGUGACAGACGCGGAGGCGGUGCCCCCGUUUGGCUCGUCACGGAUGGGCCAUUAUCUGUGGCACGCAGAUAGUGGGAUUGCGAUUGAGCCGACUGGGGUGCACUAG